Orussus abietinus is the source of this 3077-nucleotide messenger RNA. RefSeq names its product cleft lip and palate transmembrane protein 1 homolog. The record is from RefSeq and is a predicted model, not a curated record. NCBI's taxonomy places the organism in Eukaryota, Metazoa, Arthropoda, Insecta, Hymenoptera, Orussidae. Bases 253 to 2151 code for a protein of 632 amino acids. The transcript is spliced from 6 exons. Gene Ontology annotation, cellular component: endomembrane system; membrane.
CUCGCGGCGAGUCACGGGGUUGCACGGGGUCUUCGAAGUUGAACUACCGUAAUCGCUCGCCCGUUUGUCGUUGACCAAGUGAAUCUGACCAUUGUCGAGUGCAUUCCGAGGAUUUCGUGCACUGUCACGCUCAGCCUCCUUCGUUUACAGUGUAUUUAUUAACAACGCCGUUGUUGCGGAGUGAGGUUUUUUUCCAAGGGCGGUACAGAAAUCCGCAUUUGAGCGAGCUCUAGAAGAGAGCUCACCGUUUUAAUGGCCAUCGACGAGGAUGAAGGUGUAGCCCGCUCCGAUGGGGACUCCGUCGUGGAAAAUACACAGGAUACUCGGGAAAAUGGCCAACUGGUCGUGGCGGACCAGGAAAACGGCGAGAGAGACGUUAACGCGGAAAUCGAGGAGCAAAGAAAGAAGUAUCAGCCAACAUAUAUGGAAUCGUUUUUUGCCAUUACUAAGUCUUUGAUCCUCCGGGCGCUCGUUAUUUAUUUCAUUAGUACCUUCUUCAGGAAAAUGCAAUCCACUCCUCCAAAAACCACCACCGAUACCGGAGUUCGAAUGCAAGCUAUAAAUAUGUUCCAAAAUGGAACACCAUUUGAUCUCAGCGUUUAUUUGUCCGAGUCAGAAAACUUUCACUUCGACGAGCCCAAUGCUCUGAUAUGGUCUGAACCUGGUUUAAUAUAUGAGGAUUGGUAUAAUUCUGAGAGAGUUCACGUGCACAAAUUUAAGCCUUCGGAUGGUCUUAAAAAUAAUGGGUCUAUCUAUCUUCACAUCUACGUGACGAAAAGUGGGAAAUCUCCAGAUCCUUCUUCGGGAAAAGGCGUUUAUGCAGGUAACCAGAUGUCUUAUGCUAGAAAAAUGUUGAACAAGUUCAAACGGAUCAAGUAUCAAAGGAAGCAUAAUUUACUAACUGGAGAGACAAGCGCAAACGAAGAAGAGAUUAAGAAAGCUGAAUUGUUGGACCACGAGAUCGUAUCACACUGGCACCCAAACAUGACCAUCAAUUUGGUGACGGAUCAAACCAAUUGGAUACAAGGCCAAGUACCUCCACCACUUGACAAGUACGUUCAUUUUUUGGCCAGUGGAGCGGUGUACAAGCCUAUCGUGUAUUUAAAUGACUUUUGGAACAUGCAACGUGACUAUCAGCCGUUAAACGAUACAGUUAAUGAACUGGAACUUCAAUUAACCUUCCAGCCAUUGUCAUUGUUUAAAUGGCAAUUAUAUCUGGCCCAGUUAAUGAGAAGCAAGUGGACUAUAUCCUUGCUUGGCGAUUCAGUGGACGAAGAUGACGAUAAUCAAGAUACCCUGAAGGAGAUGUUAGUCGAGACGAAUCCAUACCUACUAGGACUGACCAUCGUUGUAUCUGUUCUUCACAGCGUGUUCGAGCUCUUAGCAUUUAAGAACGAUAUCCAGUUUUGGAACAAUCGACAGUCCCUGGAAGGGUUGUCAGUUCGGUCGAUAUUUUUCAACGUGUUCCAGUCCAUGGUCGUCCUUCUCUAUGUCCUAGACAACGAAACGAACGCAGUAGUGCUCAUUAGUUGUGCGGUCAGACUGUGUAUCGAGAUCUGGAAGAUAAACAAGGUGGUCGACAUCCGAAUCAACAGGGACUCAAAAGUGCUGAAAGUCUUCCCGAAGAUAACAUUCCAUGACAAAGGAUCGUACGUGGAGUCCUCGACGAAGGAGUACGACGGGCUCGCCUUCAAAUACCUUUCCUGGGCCUUGUAUCCCCUGCUUGGAGGAUAUGCGGUCUACUCUCUGAUGUACCUAGAACACAAGGGCUGGUACUCGUGGAUGCUCAACAUGAUGUACGGGUUCCUCCUUACAUUUGGCUUCAUAAUGAUGACGCCACAACUCUUCAUCAACUACAAGCUAAAGAGUGUGGCGCACCUGCCCUGGCGCAUGAUGUCCUACAAAUUUUUGAACACCUUCAUCGACGACAUCUUCGCGUUCGUCAUCAAGAUGCCAACGCUCUACAGACUAGGUUGCUUCAGGGACGACAUUGUCUUCUUUAUAUUUUUGUACCAACGUUGGAUCUACAAGACCGACCCGAAGAGGGUCAACGAGUUCGGCUUCUCCGCCGAGAUGGAGGCCGAGUCGUCGGGUAGCGCCGAAAAGCGGGCAAUCGGCCCUGCCGAGAGUGAGAACAAAAAAACUAAAUGAUCGCGAAAAACCGACUAGAGGCGUGGCUCUUCGCCGAGCCAAAAAGAUAGGUUAGGUCACGGAACUUGCGAUUGGUCGCAGCCCGAAGCGAGGAAUUUUAUCGGCAUCGAUGUCGAUUUUAACUCUUUGCACUAUGAGGUCACCUCUGGCGUGAACAAACUAGGAAAACAAUUAUAGUACAAAGGGCUAAAGUCCUUGCGUCACUAACCUCGAAAUGGACCUUUCCUUUUAGGUUAACUCUAAGAGAAAGUUCUAGACGAGGCGCCCAACUGCCGAAACCUCGCAGCUACUAGUUAGGUUAAUUUCCGUCUUUCGAGGGCUGCAACACUGGCGCAACUUCCGCUUCCUGGUGUAUUAGAUCCAUGUAUAGUCGACGCGUUUCCGAGCCGAGCGAAGAAAGAUCGCUGUUAAAAGAAAAAAACGCGACCGACGACGCGCGUCGCGGUGCGACGUUUCUACUCGUCUGCAUUCGUUAUAGAAUCACUAAGCACGCCGCCGAGGCGUGUGCGUUUUAAAGAAUCCAAGUGGCUGGUUGUCCAACGCAACGAUUACCUUGCAAUAACAAUAAAUUCCUAACUGUGUUCCACGUUUGGUUUCCUGGGCCUAUUUCCGCCUCGAAGGGACCUCGACCGUUUUUUUCUCGUUGAACUUCGACGUUCCGUUUAGUGUUAACUUCAUUUUUAAUACAAAUUCCCUGCCAACUUCUACGCGUCCCGUUGAAGUUCACUUCGGUGUAGUGUUUGGAGAGAAUUGUAAAACUCCAGUGCACCACCAGGAAGGACGGAACGGAGAGUCUUCGUUUUAAACAAACAGUGGAUUUAUUCACGCCCAGAGGAUUCGCAUCUCCCAUAGUUCGGGCUCGAAAUUCGAUGUGUAAAUCAGCGAUGCUUGUACAAGACAUCCAAUGAAGUAUCUACGACUACUAA